AAGGUGGCCUUGAAGAAGUCCAAAAGCAGCCACCCGCCGUCUCCUUAACGUAGCUUCAAAGCAUUACUACAGCCCUAAAAAAUAAUGCAAUUUACUUUCCCAAGUUUAGUGUGUAUAAAUCAAACGGAACCUCACAUCCUUUUCCUGUAAAUUUCCUAUAAAACAAGUCACCAAUUUCCAAACCCUCAAUUUAUACCCCUUACUUUAGCACUUUCUUCUCCCCACCACCAAACUUGUUUGCCUUCUGAUUCUGGUUCUGUUUCCAUUUGCAAGUAAUUUCACAUUGUUUGUAGGGUUGAGUGAUCGAUUGUUAUUUUGUGAAAUUCAUAUCAAUCGCUCAUACUGUUGUUUGGGUUUCGAUAUUUGAUCGGAUCUGAGAUGACGGAGGAACAGAAAUGGCAGGAGCUUGUUGGAGAACACCGGCUAUGCGCAAAUAGUUGUGGCUUUUUUGGUAGCCCUACAACUCUUAAUCUUUGUUCCAAGUGUUAUAAAGAUCAUUGCAUCAAGGAAGGGGAAACGAGAGAAGCCAAAAUCGCUAUGGAAAAAACAUUCAAUCAAUCGGAAUCUUCUUCAUUUUCAACUUCUUCAAGGCCAGAAUCAAUUAAUUCGACAAUUAAUCCGCACAUAAUAAUAGAGAAGGUUCCGAUUUCCACCGAAGCGGUGGCGAAAACUGAAAAACCCAAUGUUGCAGUGGCUGUGGUGGCGCCGCCGCAGAUUAAACCUAAUAGGUGUGCCGGUUGUCGAAAGCGCUUGGGUCUCACGGGAUUCAAGUGCAGGUGUGGAGUCAUGUUUUGUGGAUCCCAUAGGUCUCCCGAACGACAUGAUUGCACGUUUGAUUACAAGCAAUUGGGGAGGGAAGCCAUUGCCAAGGCCAACCCUAUCAUCAAGGCUGAGAAGCUCGACAAGAUCUGAGCCAUUCUUUUCAUUGGUUAUGAAUGCAUGGGCUCUGCCGUCCGAUCAAACUGUGGACAUCUGUAUGGGUGACGUAGAUUAAUGGCUUUAGCUGCUCAUGUCUAAUCAUGUAAUAAUAGAAUUCAUUACUUUACUCAGGACUGAUUUUUAAUUUUCUGUGCAAUUAAAUCCCUUUAAUUCUUUCCUUUAUUCUUAACUAUAAA
Molecule: messenger RNA, 1115 nt
Organism: Olea europaea var. sylvestris
Lineage: Eukaryota; Viridiplantae; Streptophyta; Magnoliopsida; Lamiales; Oleaceae
Product: zinc finger A20 and AN1 domain-containing stress-associated protein 5-like
Exons: 1
Coding region: 379-912 (177 amino acids)
Molecular function (GO): DNA binding; zinc ion binding
Source: RefSeq, a predicted model, not a curated record